AUGGCUGUUGCCAAGAGCAACAGCUAUAUCGUAGCACCAUCCUGUCUUUGCACCUGCUAUAAAGUUUCGGACUUGAGAGAAACCAUUCUAAACCCCAACAAAACUGCCCGUCUUAGUGAUCGGUAUAUCCUCAGAGAACAAUUGGGUUGGGGACAAUUUGGCGUCAUAAAAGAAUGUGUGGACAGAUUUAGCGGCGAACUUUUAGCUUGCAAAUCCAUUUCAAAAGACAGAUUAGUCACUCGGGAAGACAUUAAAAGCAUAAAGCUCGAGAUUGAGAUCAUGACUGAAUUAUCGGGCCAUCCUAAUGUUGUUGACCUAAAAGCAGUGUAUGAGGAGGAGGAUUACGUGCAUCUGGUGAUGGAGCUUUGUGCAGGGGGCGAACUUUUUCACAAGCUGGAAAAGCAUGGGAGGUUUUCUGAGCUGGAAGCCCAGGUGAUCUUCAGGCACUUGAUGCAAGUGGUGCUGUAUUGUCAUGACAAGGGCAUUGUCCAUCGGGAUUUGAAGCCCGAGAAUAUCCUCUUGGCCACGAAAUCGUCUUGUUCGCCAAUAAAGUUAGCGGAUUUUGGUCUGGCUACCUAUAUCAGUCCCGGACAGAGCUUACAUGGGACGGUUGGCAGUCCAUUUUACAUAGCUCCUGAGGUUCUUGCUGGAGGGUACAAUCAGUCUGCAGAUGUUUGGAGUGCGGGUGUUAUACUCUACAUUCUUCUGAGCGGGAUUCCACCGUUUUGGGGAAAGACCAAAUCACAAAUAUUUGAUGCCGUUCGAGCCUCAGAUUUGAGGUUUCCAUCUAAACCGUGGGAUUUUAUUUCGGAUUCAGCAAAGGAUUUGAUAAAAGGGAUGCUUUGCAAGGAUGCUUCUAGAAGGCUCACGGCCCAUGAAGUUCUUGAUCACUCUUGGUUGACAAACAUACCCUCACUUCUCACUGAUGUGCACAAAGGCUGUGAGAGAAAUUGCGGGCUCGAUUUGUCACAAAAUCGUCCAUAUUCCUUUAUGUCCAGGAACCUGGAUAUAAGUUUCGGGACUGGUUCGGCUUUAGUUUCAGAGAGUAAAUCAGAUUCGUUCGCAUGCAAGUCUUCAUUUUCUUCUUUCUUAGCCGCCCCAUUGAUGCCUUCAUUGGGGACCUUUGGAUUUUCUUUCCAAAGCAAUGCGUCAUCGAGUACCCAUGAAAAUUCCAUCCCGGUCAUUUCAUUGCCGAGCUUUACGUUUGUUGCUAACGGGACAAUCAGAAAAGCAGUUGACGACUCCAAAGUGAGCGGGACUCGAGGGGUGGCAAUAUUAGGCAUUCACAGUAGAAGGAACCAUACAAUUGGUGUAAGUGAAAUCGAGCACUUAACAGAAUCUGUUAUCCGUUGGGCGUCUUGCACGCGUCUCCCGACAGCUACCUCCUCACUUAGGUCUUCGCUUGUUUGUUAA
Molecule: messenger RNA, 1413 nt
Organism: Striga hermonthica
Lineage: Eukaryota; Viridiplantae; Streptophyta; Magnoliopsida; Lamiales; Orobanchaceae
Source: the annotation of a GenBank genome assembly